AUGGGAAAAAAUCAAAAAACUAUUCGAGGUACAAGAUCUACAUUUUUAAUUGAAAAAAUUAUUAGAACAAGAAUAAAUGAAAGUUUAUAUUGGAAAGAGGAAUGUUUUGGAUUAUCAGCUGAAACUGUUAUUGAUAAAGGUGCUGAAUUACGUUAUAUUGGUGGUAUUUAUGCAGGAAAUACAAAACCAACUCCAUAUUUAUGUUUAAUGUUAAAACUUCUUGAAUUAGCACCAGAAAAAGAUAUUAUUAUUGAAUACAUUCAACAAGAAGAAUUUAAAUAUAUAAGAGCAUUAGGAGCAAUGUACAUACGUCUUACAUUUUCAUCUGUUGAAAUAUAUAAAUAUUUAGAACCGAUAUAUAAUGAUUAUAGAAAAUUAAGAUAUAUGAAUAGAAUGGGAAGAUUUGAAUUAAUGUAUAUGGAUGAUUUUAUUGAUAAAUUAUUAAAUGAAGAAUUAUUUUGUGAUAUUCAUUUACCAAAAAUACAGGGUCGACAAUUAUUAGAACAAAAUGAUCAAUUGGAAUUAUAUCAUUCUAAAUUGUCUGAUGAACUUGAUGCAAUUAGUGAUGAUGAUAGUGAUAAUGAAUGUAAAGUUAAAAAAAAAUUCAAUUUAAUAUCUAGUUAA
Molecule: messenger RNA, 624 nt
Organism: Strongyloides ratti
Lineage: Eukaryota; Metazoa; Nematoda; Chromadorea; Rhabditida; Strongyloididae
Product: Pre-mRNA-splicing factor 38A
Exons: 2
Coding region: 1-624 (207 amino acids)
Cellular component (GO): precatalytic spliceosome
Source: RefSeq, a predicted model, not a curated record